This is a messenger RNA of Entrophospora candida, 491 nucleotides long. The record is from the annotation of a GenBank genome assembly. Lineage: Eukaryota; Fungi; Glomeromycota; Glomeromycetes; Entrophosporales; Entrophosporaceae.
UAGGCGGUGCUGGUAAAACAACAUUAGUUAAUAAUAUUAAAGGUAGAUUUCUUAAUGCUCAAGUACAUGAUUUUGAUGAAGUCGGAAUACCAGAAGGAGUCGAUGAAAAAUGGAGACAUGAAAUGACAAGCUAUUGGUUGACUAAAGCAAAAGAAUAUCAUGACAAUGGGCAAACAAUGAUACUUUGUGGGUUUAUUGUGCCCAGUGAGGUAGAAAAACAACGGAAUUUUGAUCCCAGUAUGAGAAUAAAUUAUGGCUUUAUACAUAUAAAUCCUGAAACUAUUAAACAAAGAUUAUUGGAAAGGGGUUGGGGUGAUCAAAAAAUUAGAUAUCACAUAGAAUGGGCAAAUUACAUCGAAGAGGAAAUCAAAAAACAUAAAGAACGAUUUAUUGUAAGUGGAGAUGGAAAUGAAAAUAGUCCAAAGAAAGUAGCUGAAAUCUUUGAAAAUUGGAUAAUUAAUCAUUUAGAAGGUCGAUUAGUAGUUACAUGA